Messenger RNA from Calliphora vicina (urban bluebottle blowfly), 2879 nucleotides. It is a transcript of the gene hth, whose product is annotated as homothorax. The transcript is spliced from 16 exons. NCBI's taxonomy places the organism in Eukaryota, Metazoa, Arthropoda, Insecta, Diptera, Calliphoridae. Gene Ontology annotation, molecular function: DNA-binding transcription activator activity, RNA polymerase II-specific; RNA polymerase II cis-regulatory region sequence-specific DNA binding. Gene Ontology annotation, biological process: eye development; positive regulation of cell population proliferation; animal organ morphogenesis. The record is from RefSeq and is a predicted model, not a curated record. Bases 285 to 1817 code for a protein of 510 amino acids.
UUUAAUUUUAAAAGUGACAAGUGUUUUUGUUUUUUUCCUCCAAAAAAAAAAAAUUUCUUUCUUUCAAAUAAUCUUAAAAAAAGUGCUUAACUCAAUAAAUUAAUAACUAAAUAAGAAAUUAAAACAAAAAAUAGAUUUCUUUUAUAAAAAAAAGUAAAUUAAAAAAAUCUACACUUCAAUUUUCUUCGCCGAGAUCAAAGUUGAGUGUAGUUUUUUUCGUUUGUUUAAAUUCUUUUUACUAAAAAGUGGCACAAAUCGGGUUGGACGUAGCUCCUAGAGCAUUAAUGGCUCAACCUAGGUAUGACGAUGGCCUGCAUGGCUAUGGUAUGGAUUCGGGUGCUGCAGCAGCUGCCAUGUAUGAUCCACAUGUUGGUCAUCGGCCGCCUGGAUUACAAGGCCUACCAUCACAUCAUUCACCACACAUGACACAUGCUGCUGCAGCAGCGGCCACAGUUGGAAUGCAUGGCUACCAUACAGCUGGCGCUGGUGGCCAUGGUACCCCUAGUCAUGUAUCACCGGUUGCUAAUCAUUUAAUGGGUGCAAUACCCGAAGUACAUAAACGUGAUAAGGAUGCUAUAUAUGAACAUCCCCUAUUCCCGCUGUUGGCUCUGAUAUUUGAAAAAUGUGAAUUGGCCACAUGUACGCCCAGAGAACCUGGUGUGCAAGGUGGUGAUGUAUGUUCGUCAGAAUCAUUUAAUGAAGAUAUUGCAAUGUUUAGUAAACAGAUCAGAUCACAAAAACCCUACUACUCAGCAGAUCCCGAAGUCGAUUCACUGAUGGUGCAAGCAAUACAAGUACUUCGGUUUCACCUUUUAGAAUUAGAAAAAGUACAUGAACUAUGCGAUAAUUUCUGUCAUCGAUAUAUAUCAUGUCUAAAGGGUAAAAUGCCAAUAGAUUUAGUAAUUGACGAACGGGACACCACCAAACCACCAGAAUUGGGUUCAGCUAAUGGUGAAGGAAGAAGUAAUGCCGAUUCAACAUCACACACCGAUGGAGCUAGUACACCAGACGUUCCUUCAACUACUGAAAGCCCUAAAAGCUGGAAAUUCUUUAAAGCGAACAAGCAGUCUGAACGGCCACCUAGUUCAUCAUUAUCAUAUGGAGGAGCCAUGAACGAUGAUGCUAGAUCGCCGGGCGCUGGUAGUACACCUGGUCCUUUAUCUCAACAACCACCUGUCCUAGAUACAGCAGACCCUGAUGGUAAGUUCUUAUCAUCACUAAAUCCUACAGAACUAACAUAUGAUGGUCGAUGGUGUCGAAGAGAAUGGUCAUCACCUGCCGCCGAUACUAGAAAUGCCGAUGCCUCAAGACGAUUAUAUUCCUCAGUCUUCCUGGGUAGUCCCGACAAUUACGGCACAAGUGCAAGUGGCGAUGCCAGCAAUGCUAGUAUAGGUAGCGGCGAGGGCACCGGCGAAGAGGAUGACGAUGCGAGUGGCAAAAAGAACCAAAAGAAACGUGGCAUUUUCCCAAAAGUAGCAACAAAUAUUUUAAGAGCGUGGCUGUUUCAGCAUUUAACACAUCCCUACCCCUCCGAAGAUCAGAAAAAACAAUUGGCACAAGAUACCGGCCUUACGAUACUGCAAGUAAACAAUUGGUUCAUUAAUGCGAGACGAAGAAUUGUACAGCCAAUGAUUGAUCAAUCAAAUCGUGCAGUCUACACCCCCCAUGCUGGUCCCUCCGGCUAUGGCCAUGAUCCCAUGGGCUACAUGAUGGACAGUCAAGCCCAUAUGAUGCAUCGUCCUCCCGGUGAUCCUGGUUUCCAUCAAGCAUAUCCUCAUUAUCCCCACGCUGCUGAAUACUAUGGUCAACAUUUGUAAUCAAGUUUAGCUAUAAAAUCUCAUUAAACAGAUAAACAAAAUACACAACAGCAAACAAAAAAACCAACAACAACUAACUACAAAAAUAAUAGUUGGCAAAGUUUUAAAAAUCCACUACUAUAUAUUUAUAUAUAUAGAGAGAGAAAACAAAGGAGACCAAAACCAAAAUCUUAGAGAAAAUAUAUAAGUCCUAAAUACAAGAAUAAAAUAAAAAAAAAAUACAAAAACGUAACAGCAGCAACUUACAAAACAGCAACUAAGCAACAGCAACUAGGGCAAGGGAUACAAAAUUAUUUAGUUGUUUAUUUUAAUUAAUUCAAAAACAAGGAGUAAACUACCGGAUAUACGUAAAAAUUUAAACUUUUUCAAAAGCUUUAAUAAUAAAAUAAAAUUUGCAGCAAACAGCAAAAUUACACAAAGAAAGGUUUUCAAAUAAAUAAAAAAUAAAGAACUUCUUCAAUCACCUAGUGUUUUAUGGAAAUUUCUUUAUAACAAAACUAUACAAACAUCUUGAGAAAAACGCCCCCCUCCCCCAAAUAAACAAAAGGACACAUGUUUUAAAUUUAUGUUGAAUUUAACUUUAAAAACUAACUAACAGCGAAUUUAUUUUUUGAAAAAAAAAACAUCACAUCUAUUUUUUUGGUUAAUAUUAGUUAAAAAAAAAGAAAACCUCUGUUUUAAAUAUAAGUUCUAACUACUAAUUUUAUAAAUAUUUAAAGCAAAUGAUCUCCUUAUUUAGAAGCCCCCGAGCUGAACAUAAAUUGCAAAGAUGAUAAAGAAAACUUGUUAAGAAAAUGUUGCAAAAAGGAAAUAAAUAAUUAUAUAAAUACAAGCAAAUUCCGAAUAUAAAAAUUUUGAAUUCAAAUCUACUUAAAAAAAAAUAACAACAAAAAAACACAGUAAAAUGAAUUUAGUUAAAGAAAAAGAAAGAAAAAUGUGAAAAAACUUUACAUAAACAAAAACUUAAAUUAAUAUUUAUCAUUAUAAGGCAAACAAAAACAUACAUAUGUAUACAUAAUUUAAUAAAUUAAUUAUAAAAUAAUAUAAAUUAAAACCUAAAAA